Penicillium egyptiacum is the source of this 1173-nucleotide messenger RNA. Lineage: Eukaryota; Fungi; Ascomycota; Eurotiomycetes; Eurotiales; Aspergillaceae. The record is from the annotation of a GenBank genome assembly.
AUGGCAGAACCUAUUGGCAUAGCUUCUGGCCUAGUGGCUUUGGCUACAGACCUUGAAUGCGAAACCGAUACAAACCUCGCUAGCCUCGAACAUCCCCUCCUUCGUUGUGGAAAUGCCUGCAGAGAUUUUGAAGAGGAGCUUAAGAAAUGUUCGACGCGAUCUCGCGCCGGCAAAACGAGCUUUCGAGACUGGGCCAAAUUAAAGUACAUGGGCGAAGAUAUUGAUGGUUUCAGACGAAUGUUAGCUGGUUAUAAAUCAACUAUCAUCAUUGCCCUCACUGAUGCAAAUCUCCGACAGUCCUCUAUCGCAGCUGAUAGCCUUGAAAGCUAUAAGGAAAUGAUUGAAACCACCACCGAUGAUCUCGAAACUCAUUUAGAGAGUAUCGACGAAAAGCUGGAGAAUAUUAUCGCCAAGAAUACGCAAGACUCAAGCACGGACGCCAGGGAAAUUCAGCUAAUGGAGGAGGAACGCCUAAGCACCCAAAAAUGUCUCGAAAUAUGUGCACAGUUAUCAAGUCACAUUGAUCAGAUUCAACAAUUACGGAAAGCUCGUGAUAACUCCACCGAUUCUGUCAGUUCGAGCAAUAUACCCGAAAGGGUCACCAACGAGGGUUUGCAGGAAUGCAAAAAUAGCCUCAUUAACACCGCUGCGAAGCUGGAGAAUCAUCUUAAGAUACUAAUGGACCGAAUUGUGACUAAGUCAAAGACAAGUACAGCCUCUCAGGAGGACAUCGCAGAACUUCUCAGGUUACAAGAAGAGUGGGAGACAACUCGCCAGUGCAUGCAUAUCUGUUCAAAGGCUGGAAUUCAUUUGGGCGAAAAUGCUAGUACGAUCGAUAAUUAUGCCACUGGCGAUGCCAUUCAAUUCAUGGUCUCUACCAAUGAGAAAAUAAUUCACGGCAGAAAUCGUGGCCUGGGAUGGAGGACGAGGCAAGUUGGGGGCCAUCUUAGUGAUGCAUCGCUUCAACAGUUGUCAAGGGAUAUGACCAGGGUCAAUUUUGCGAAUACCGAUCAUAGGGGCUCGCCUUCAGCAGGGCAUUCCAUGCAAGACGAAGGCUUGGAAGACCAACCUUUAUCGGAAUUCAAAGAUCGUUAUGGCCGAGGCUUUAAGCUAACGACGGAGCGGUCCGCGCCCAAUGUUUCGUCCACAACCGCACCCAAGAAUGAACGAUAG